AUGACCUUCUCAUUCGGAUUUCAACUCGAUGACGAUAAUCAAGGCGUCACUACGAAUACUACGACUAUUGACACCAACGUCGAUGAGAGUUUGCAUCCAUGGACUGAUAUCAAAGUAGAAGAUUUGAUCUCACAACUUCCUCCUUUAUUGUCUUAUUCCUCUGUUGAUAUACCGCACUCUUCAAUCACACCAAUAGCACGAAGAGAUUUAUUCGAUGCACGCUUUCAAUUGAUAGACGCAGACGAGGACCAAGCUAUCAUCAGUGGUGACAGUGACCUUAUUCCAGGAAAGUAUGAGGGUGGCUUGAAAACCUGGGAGUGUUCAGUAGAUUUAGUUCAACAUUUACACCAAUGUCAAUACGAUUUUAGGGAAAAGAAGCUUUUAGAGAUUGGAUGUGGAACUAGCUUACCAUCUCUCUAUGCUUAUCGAAGCAUGUUGGAACAAUCAGGGCCGAAAAAUGCAGUUAUUCAUUUUCAGGAUUACAACUUACAGACAAUACAACUCGUCACAUUCCCAAAUAUCUUUUUGACCUGGUAUAUUACACAGUUUAACAAAGGCCCUGAAGGAGAGAUAGAAAUUAACGAGACUAUCAUAGAGCAAUUCAAACAACAUUUGCGGGACGUCAAUAUAGAAUUGCGCUUUUCAUACGGCGCUUGGAAGGCUAUAAAUGAGCAUUAUGAUUAUAUUUUCACCAGCGAAACGGUAUAUAGAACAGCAUCUAUUCCAACACUAGUAGAACUCAUAGAAUCAUCGACUCAUAAAGAUACAAUUACACUUAUUGCUUCAAAAUCUGUUUACUUUGGCGUAGGUGGCGGUGUACGCGAGUUUAGUGAUUAUGUUACAAGUAAAGGUCACUCAGUAGACCCUGCCUGGAGUAGUAAAGGUUCAGGGGUAGUACGACAUAUUCUCAGCUUCAAAUUAUAG
Molecule: messenger RNA, 924 nt
Organism: Wallemia mellicola CBS 633.66
Lineage: Eukaryota; Fungi; Basidiomycota; Wallemiomycetes; Wallemiales; Wallemiaceae
Exons: 4
Coding region: 1-924 (307 amino acids)
Biological process (GO): peptidyl-histidine methylation, to form tele-methylhistidine
Molecular function (GO): protein-L-histidine N-tele-methyltransferase activity
Source: RefSeq, a predicted model, not a curated record